Molecule: messenger RNA, 2352 nt
Organism: Cucurbita moschata (crookneck pumpkin)
Lineage: Eukaryota; Viridiplantae; Streptophyta; Magnoliopsida; Cucurbitales; Cucurbitaceae
Product: pentatricopeptide repeat-containing protein At1g09900-like
Exons: 1
Coding region: 252-2060 (602 amino acids)
Molecular function (GO): protein binding
Source: RefSeq, a predicted model, not a curated record
CCCAGAAAGUGGAUAAGCAAACACGCCGCCUCCCCACUCUCCCACCUCCAUUUUUCCCUCUUCAAUUUUUACACUCUGUAAGUUUCCCCUUCUCUCAUUCUCUCUUUUUGCAGAACCCCCAAUCUCUGCCCUUUCAUACACUGAAAGAACAAGGCCCCAUCGGCCUCCACUUCUUCAAUUUCUUCACAGUCGAUUAAAGUGGAUCUCUAAGGAUCAAAACCCUUUUGUUCCCUCCAGGUUGAAGGAGGAGUAUGGAUAUAACGUUACAUGCAAAGCAUUACACGGAUGGAUUCUGUUUGUUUCAGCGUCGCAGCACCAAAAAUCGCGGCCGUAAUGUUAGGGCCGAAAGAAGGGCUACUCCGGAGACCAAUUCUGUUAGUUUUUUUGUGGGAGGAAAGGGGAAACCUCGAUUUCUUGUUGUUCCUUCUGAUUGUUCUGAAGAAUCCUUUGUUCGUGCGGUUCUGAAGAAUCCUUCGCAACAGGGGGAGAAAAAUGUUCAUACCCAUUUGAAUGGCUCUAGUUCUUCAUCAUUUUCUUCGAAUCAUUCGCAGAGUUUUGAGGAAUUUGAGAACAAUAAUCAUCUUCGUCGACUGGUAAGAAAUGGGGAAUUGGAAGAAGGGUUUAAAUUCAUAGAGGGUAUGGUUUAUCGUGGUGAUAUUCCUGAUGCAAUUGUGUGUACUAGUUUGAUUCGUGGUUUGUGUAAAACUGGAAAAACUAGGAAGGCUGCUCGAGUUAUGGAAAUUUUGGAGGAUUCUGGGGCUGUUCCUGAUGUGAUAACUUACAAUGUUCUUAUUAGUGGUUACUGUAAAUCUGGUGAAAUUGACAAUGCUUUGAAACUUUUGGAUCGAAUGAGUAUUUCUCCUGAUGUUAUUACUUAUAAUAUAAUCUUGCGUACGCUCUGUGACAGUGGGAAGUUGAAGGAAGCCAUGGAAGUUCUUCAUAGGCAGUUGCAGAGGGAGUGUUAUCCUGAUGUAAUAACUUAUACUAUAUUGAUUGAAGCAACUUGUAAGGAGAGUGGAGUUGGGCAGGCGAUGAAAUUGUUAGAUGAAAUGAGGGAGAAAGGAUGUAAGCCUGAUGUUGUCACUUACAAUGUUCUUAUAAAUGGGAUUUGUAAGGAAGGAAGGUUGGAUGAAGCUAUUGAGUUUUUGAAUGAAAUGUCUUCCUAUGGCUGCCAACCUAAUGUGAUUACUCAUAACAUCAUCUUGCGUAGUAUGUGUAGUACGGGGAGGUGGACGGAUGCCGAGAAGCUGUUGGCUGAAAUGGUUCGUAAGGGAUGUUCUCCUAGUGUUGUUACUUUCAAUAUCUUGAUUAAUUUCUUGUGUCGAAAGGGGUUGUUGGGUCGAGCUAUUGAUAUUUUGGAGAAGAUGCCACAGCAUGGCUGUACUCCGAAUUCCUCGAGCUACAACCCGUUGCUUCAUGGGUUCUGUAAAGAGAAGAAGAUGGAGCGGGCGAUCGAGUAUUUGGAUAUCAUGGCUUCGAGAGGUUGUUACCCUGAUAUUGUGACGUAUAAUACUCUAUUGACUGCAUUGUGUAAAGAUGGGAAGGUAGAUGUUGCUGUUGAGAUACUGAAUCAACUUGGUACUAAAGGUUGCUCUCCUGUAUUGAUUACAUACAACACAGUGAUUGAUGGGCUAUCAAAGGCAGGCAAAACGGAAGAUGCUGUUAAACUUCUAGACGAGAUGAAGGAGAAGGGACUCAAACCCGAUAUAAUUACGUACUCGUCGCUCGUUGGAGGGCUGUGCAGAGAAGGAAAAGUUGAUGAAGCAAUUGCAUUUUUCCAUGAUCUAGAAGAAGUUGGUGUGAGGCCAAAUGUUAUCACAUACAACUCUAUCAUGUUAGGACUCUGUAAGGUUCAACAAACGGUUCGUGCCAUCGAUUUCUUGGCAUCGAUGGUUGCCAGAGGCUGUAAACCGAACGAGGCUUCCUACAUGAUUCUUAUUGAAGGGUUGGCCUAUGAAGGUUUAGCCAAAGAGGCAUUGGAGUUGCUUGAUGAAUUGUGCUCUAGAGGAGUUAUGAAGAAGAGUUCUGCAGAGAGGGUAGUGAUCAAAAACUCUUUUUGAUGUGUUUUUUUUACUGAUUUCAUCAUUAAAUCUACAAGGAUGUGGGAUUUUUUAUGAUCUUGGAGCCAAAUUAUGUGAUCUGGGUAGAAUCCAAAACCAAUUUUGUAAGAUAAAAUCCUCAGCUCGAGUCAGAUUUGAUAAAGCUAUCCUCCUUCGUUACUUUACAUUAUUAUACAUUGGAUUGCUUUCCAAUGGUGAUAGUUCCUCCAUUGAUGAACUCCAUGGAAACAGUAGCUGAAAUUUCCACAGUUCUUUCCAUUAGAAUUUUGUUUUAAAUAUGCUUAAGAAACAA